Molecule: messenger RNA, 2138 nt
Organism: Vespa mandarinia (Asian giant hornet)
Lineage: Eukaryota; Metazoa; Arthropoda; Insecta; Hymenoptera; Vespidae
Product: malate dehydrogenase, cytoplasmic
Biological process (GO): malate metabolic process
Molecular function (GO): oxidoreductase activity, acting on the CH-OH group of donors, NAD or NADP as acceptor; malate dehydrogenase activity
Source: RefSeq, a predicted model, not a curated record
UCAAGUCGCUUCAGACGGAAGAAGAACUGUCAUGGAUUUCUUAGUGGACGACGAUGAAAAUAUUGUCUUCGACGAUACAUCUGAUGAUCGCAAUGUCUUACGAAUUGUGGUUACCGAAGCUAGCACAGAAAUCGCUCACGCUCUAAUGUAUCGAAUUCUUUCUAACAACGUAUUUGAAAAUGAUCAACUCAUUUAUUUAGUUGUUUACGAAACAUUUGAGAAGGCAUUAUUUUUAGAAAGUAUUGUAAUAGAGCUUACGGAAUUCAGCCCGGCUCAGCUCUAUGGUAGUCAGCCUUUUGAGAAAUUUUUAUUGCGCAAUUUUAUUUUUUUUAAACGUUUCCUUCUUUCUUUGAUAUACAUAGGAAUUAUUUGUACGCAUGAGCCGUCGAUCGCUUUUAAAGAUGCGGACAUUGUAUUUUGUAUUGGAUUAGCAAGAGGAUAUGAAUUUAUGGACGAAGAGUAUGAAGAUUUAUUUUUCGAGGAGUGUGCCUUAAUUGCAAAAUUUCAUGGUGAAACCUUAGAAAGAUAUGCAAAGAGAGAUGUAAAGGUAAUUGUUCUCGGAAAUAUAACAGCUACUAUUAUUUCGCAUUAUGCGAAAUCUAUUCCUAAGAAGAACUUUACGUCCUUAACGAAAUUAAACGUGAAAAUGUGCGCGGCACAUAUAGCAGCGCGAACUGGUUGUCGUGCCGAUCAAAUUAAAAAUAUUAUCUUAUGGGGUACCGAUAAUAAAAGUACGUUUCCCGAUUGUAGGUACAUGUCUUUUGAAAAAGAUGUGAUUAUCAAUGACUGUUUACGUGCAUGGCUAAAAGUAGAUUUACCACGGAUACUGAGAAAUAUAUUGAAUAGAUCUUGGUAUACCAGAUCGCUUGCAUAUGCACUUGCAGAACAUUGCAAAUUAUUGUGGUAUGGGACGGAACAAGAUGAAUGGACUUGCAUGGGUGUAUACUCUGAUGGUUCAUACGGUGUUCACGAGGAAAUAUUUUUUUCCUAUCCAGUAUUUUGCAAUAACAAAGAAUACGAGAUCGUUCAAGUAUCAGAUAUUUUUUUAUUAUCCAUAUAUUUCAGAGAAAUUUCAAUAUUAUUUUACUUAUAAUUUUUAUUUUAUAUACAAGGGUCUGCUAGAUGGCAAUUCAUUCGUCCAGCGACAAAUAGAGAAAAUAAGUGAGUUCCUGUUGUUGAAGAUUCGUGCUGCGUUUCGUAUUUGCAAUUCGAAGUAAAACAUAUCGAUUUACUUCGAUGAUAAGAGAUAUAUCCUGUUUAUUCAUUCCUAUGAGCAUUACAUAUAAAUGCUGGAACACUUCAUUUUACUUUUUUCUCUAAUACAAUUAUCCGAUUAAUGAUCCUAUAGUAUAUAUAAUAAUAUGCUUUCUAUAUAAUUAAUUCAAUUCACAUUUCGAAAUACUUUCAAUUUUCAAAACUGACUGAAGAUCGUUUGUGCUAUGCCGUUAUACAUACGACAAAUGUAAAUUUUACGACAUCAUAUGAAUGCUUUCACGCGCACGAUAUAUUUCUGGUCAUGAAAUAUGUCAGCGAAUUACAAUAUACUUACUUUCAGCUAAAUGCUCAUUUAUUUAUUGGUCCUUUGAAUUUGGUACCGGUCGCGCACCGAUUGCACCAUUUUUAUUUGAUUUUAUUUUUAAAGAUCCAGGUACAUUAUUUGCGUGGCUGAGAUAGCCCCAAAGGCCGCCAAAGCGCUUGCUACGCAAACCACUGCAGUUGUUGUCCCAGACACGCUAACUAUAGUUCCGAGGCAGCAAGAAAGGAAAAACUGCGCUAAGAAGACCAUUGAAGAAAUGAUGGCGACGUCAGUACCAAGACCACGAACGCCGCCACUUUGAAUAGCUUCUCCUUCGACCGUAAUUUCGAACUACAAAGGAGAUGUUGGAACAUUUGCAUUUUCUUUUCUUCUCUUUUUUCUUUUUUUUUGUCUUCAUUAAAAACUCAUACUCAUACUCACCGUCGACGAAGCAUGGUAAUGAGCAACUAAUAAAUAAGGCAUGGUAAAUAAAGUGGAGUACAUAACACCAGCCGUCCAAGAGAAUAUUAUCACGCCAGCAGGAUGUUUUAUGAUAGCCAUCAACAUCAUUCCACUACUGUAAAACAACAGGCCACAAAUGUACACUUUGCGAGCUCUGGAA